Messenger RNA from Taeniopygia guttata (zebra finch), 5281 nucleotides. NCBI's taxonomy places the organism in Eukaryota, Metazoa, Chordata, Aves, Passeriformes, Estrildidae. The record is from RefSeq and is a predicted model, not a curated record.
GCCGGGCGGGCGGGCGGAGCCGAGCGGAGCCGCCGAGCGCAGCCGUGCCGAGCCCCGCGCAGCCCCGGCAUUGUGCGGGCGGGCGCCCCGACACACGGACCGAGCCGCCGGCCGCGCCGAGCGCCGCGUUCCCCGCCGAGCCCGCCGCCCCCCAGCAGCAUGUCGGGCCGGUCGGUGCGGGCCGAGACCCGGAGCCGGGCGAAGGAUGAUAUCAAGCGGGUGAUGGCGGCCAUCGAGAAAGUGCGCAAAUGGGAGGUCAUAAUUCUGUGAUUUUCACCAAACUCUGUUGCAAUGCAAGUGAGUGUGAUGUGAUAAAUUCAGCAUUAUGACGUCACUUCGUGAUCACCAGCAGAAGAUGGGGGAGAAGAAGUGGGUGACAGUUGGCGACACAUCCCUAAGGAUUUACAAAUGGGUACCAGUAACAGAGCCUAAAGUGGAUGAUAAAAAUAAGAAUAAGAAAAAGGGCAAAGAUGAAAAAUGUGGCUCUGAAGUGACCACUCCAGAGAACAGCUCCUCCCCAGGGAUGAUGGACAUGCAUGAUGACAAUAGCAACCAGAGUUCAAUAGCUGAUGCUUCUCCAAUAAAACAGGAAAACAGCAGUAAUUCCAGUCCAGCACCAGAGCAGAACUUGGCAACACAAGCAGACAGCACUGAAGUCAAGUCUGACGAAACUCAGGCAGAGGCAAAGGAGCAGCCUGGUUCAGAAGAUACCUCUGAUGAACAGAAUUCACAGUCUUCAAUGGAGAAUUCCAUGAAUAGUUCAGAGAAAGCAGAAAUUCAGUCCUCUGGAGAAAAUGAUUUAAUUACAGAGGCAUCUAAAAACUCUCAGGUAACUUUAAGUGCAAAUGCCCAAUUGCAUGGAUUUUGGAAGAGUUCAUUUUUACUUAAAAGCAAAUAUAAGGAGGACAGUUGUGUAUUUCUAUUAAUUUCCAAAGUGAGGACACUAAAGCAGCUGUAAAGUAUUAAAUGUGCCUGUUCCUGGUUUUGUGGUCCAGGUGUCUGGCUGCUUGAAUCUCACAGAGUUGGAACAGUAAAACCAGAUUGGUCUGAUGGAUUUCUUGGUUUCUUAAACCAGACCAUGUUUUUUUUUAAGUGAAUAUUAACAUUUUACAUUAAUAAAUUGCUUGGAACAAACCUACUGGACCCUUUGAGGACCAUUCAGAAGUAGAACACCUUCUGUAAAGGUAAAUGUUUAUGGCAGUUAGGAGAGUUAAUUUGUGGAUGCUUGGGUGUUUGUUUACUCAUUGAAACAGUGCGAAAUUCUGGGUGGGUGGGAGGAAGAAAUUAUCCUUGCAGUUGUGCCCUUCUCAGGGCAGGACAAGGGCAGAUCCUCAGGCAGAGCCCUGCUCCUCCUGGUUUUCCUGUGGGUCCUCAAUUUCAGUGCACCCUCCAUCGAGGCUGUUCCUUUGGAAUAUUCACUGUGGGUUUUAGCCUGGAAUUAGAAUUUUGCUCCUUGUAGAUGACAACAAAUGCAAAGAUGCUGAGGUAAGAUGUAAAUAGAGGAGUGAUUUAAGGCAGCACUGAGACACAUUCUGGCAUCCAGGGAUGCUUUUUCUGGGACACAUCACACGCUGGGGAAUUGGUUGGUGCUGUUUGUUUGAUGUUUGUGGUGCCUGAACUUCAGUGCAAUGAUAACGUGGCUGUUUUUCUUUUCCCCCUCAUUAAGGACUCUGAAGGAGUGCCACCUUCUAAAAAGAUGAAAGUAGAGGCUUCCCAACAAAAUGUUGAAGAGAUUUAGACUAUAGAUUUUUCUGGUCAGUUUUUAUGUAAGGUACAUCAGUGGGCUUAAUUAUAGAACAACCUUACUUAAGCAUCUUCUCUUGGAUGAGGACAGAACUCCUAACUUUUCAAGUUACCAAGCAAAAAUCCAAGAAAGCCUAACAAAGGUUUAACUUCUCAGACACUGAAAACUUUUUCCUGUGAAACAAACAUUGAGAACUUUUAAGUUACUGUCUCUGAAUUGGUUGGAGUAAACAACUCAGGAGGGGUCUACGCACUGUUUCUAAAGUCAAAAUUACAAUUAUGUUGCUGCUGUAUUUUUUUUUUUUCAUUUCUCUAUUUAACAUUGUAAGAUAUUUAAGGAUGGUACAGGUCAGGUAUUAGCUUUCAUGUGAAGUUCAUUGUUCUGGCGUGAUGUCUGCUUUUGUUUUGUGCCUUGUGUUCUGAAAACAGUGCUAACUUUUAAAAGUUGUUUUGCAACUGUCUCCUUUGCAAAGUGGCCUAUGUUUGCAUAAUGCCAUGUAGUAAGGCUUUUUUUUCUUUUUUCUUUUUUUUUGUUUUUUUUUUGUUUGGGGUUUUUGUUUUGUUUUUAAUUUUUAAAUCCCUGGUGCUCAAAUUUUUAAACAACUACAAAUCAGGAAGCCAUUUUCACUCUUGGAGUCCAAGGAGAAAAAGGAGCUUGAUGUUUUAUUUUAGCAGCUAUAGUGGAGAUCUUUUAUUGAAUGCAUGGCAUUCGCAACUGUAAAUUUGGUCUUCUAAAUACUUAACUUCAUCAGAAGUUAACAUGAUCUGUUUACCAUUUAUAGUCCAGAUCUGAACAGAUAUUAUAACACAGGCACUUAAAAUACUUACGUAUUAGGUCCAGAUCUCUGUACUGGGUACAACUUGCUUUACAGGAAAGUUCCACUAUGUACAUAAAUAGGAUCAAAGGGAUUGAUGCACAGUGAGUUUAUUUUCAAUUGGUCUUUUUUGAUAUCAUGUUUUCACUGAACUGGAUUUCAUUGUACUGUUUCAUUAUGAGAUGUUUACUUCUAUGUUCCAGGAAGAUACUGUAUUGGGGGGGAGGGGUUUCCUUAUUCUCUUUCAACAAGUCUUGUAAAUAAGCCUUGUUGUUUCCAUAGUCCAGUUCCUAACUCCAGUUAGGAAUGUUCCUUCUCUUCCAAUUAACAUUGAAGUGUGCUUAUGCUAAACUAAUGGAAAGGCACAAGGUAGGUGCAGCUCCCCUCAAAUUCCUGGCUAGCAGAAGUGUGGAACCAUCUGCAUCAGGUCAAGAGGGUCUGGUCUUCCAGUGGUGUUUGUACUUCCAGGGAAUAAACCCUGAUCUCCCACUUCCAUGCACACACAUCCAUCCAUGUGUCCAUCCGUGCUGCUGGAUCGGGCCCUUGCUCUGUCUUCUCCUGCUGUGGGAGAUGGAACUUGCAAUUUAAAAUGCGAUCUCACAGCUCUGGAAAUGGUUGCGUGUAGUUUGUAAGCUGAAAAACUGUAAAUACUUUUUUAGAUGAGAAAAAAAAAAAAAAAAGAGUUGCUUCCAGUUGAUAACGUUUUUUUCGUAAAUUAGGUUUGUGAAGCUUAUACAGGUCUGAAUUCUCCAAUAGUGAAAAUGGCUUGCACUUAGACUACUGCAUUAAGUUUGCAAUUACCACUUUAUUAGGAAAAAUAAUGAGGAACUGGGGGGAGGGAAAAGGGGAGGGAGCAGUGGGGAGCCAAUACUGACCUUCAGUAAGAUGUUUGUAGGAUUGAACCCCAAAUAACCUAUGACACUCAGCUUUUCCUUUAUGUUGAAAUAAAACAUUUUGGAUUUAACUGAAUAAAAUUUGAUUGCAAAUCAUUCAUGAAAACAGCGUGCUCCCUAAUAAGAUUUUGGGAUUUCUGGUCUAAUCAUGAAGUCCAUUAACAUUCUGAAAAUAAGGAAAUGAGGAGCCAAAAAACUGAAUUUGCACAAUAUAUGCAAUGAAACGGUAGAAUUCUCUCUUGAACUGUGUGUAUGCCUAAAAUGUGGAUAACUGGUCCAUGAUGAUUGAUUUGUAUGUAUAUUACAUUCAGAUUUAAGUGAUAUUUUGUGAGAAGUUCUAUUGAUAUAUUAAAUGGGCAAAUCUAGAAAGAUUCAAACUUUUAAAUAUUUUUGAUUUACUAACUUUUCAUUAUUCUUAAUGCUAAAACAAAACAAAUUGAUGCCACCUUUGACAAGUAGUCGUGUUUACUAAUCCCUCUCUUCAGGUGCAUCGCAGCAAGUUUUUAAUUUUCAUUUUGUAGAUGUUUCCAAGGGAUUAAAUAGACUUUUCAUUUAGGAACUAGUUCCUGUGCUUUAGGAAGAAAUAAAAUAUAUAAAUAGCACUAAAAAUACCUCAAAUUUUUCAUUAGAUAGAAGCAUUUAUUGGCAUUAUUGACAUCAACAGGUUUAAUUAUAAACUUCCUUUUCUCUCCUGUGGCUUCUGCUCAGAACUGUUCAUUGUUCUGUGGCUAAUGAGACAAGGCAUCAUAACCAUCUUCCUAGAGGCUUUAUUUCUGAGGUAGAAAUCCUUCAUUUACAGCUUCUACAGAAUGCAUUCAGAUCUUUUAUUUUAACCAGAGAUUCUAGUGACAACAGACAACUGAACAAGCAGAUAGAUUUGGGUUCCUUAGACCUGUUAUUGUCAGUCUCUGAGGGAAGAGACUUUGACAUUAUCUGGUAUGAAGAAAUCCAAAAUAGUGUAUAAGACUGUUAUUAGUCUUUUUUUGAAGUGCCUGAUAACAUUUAUGGGCCAACGGAUGUGAUUGAACACAUUUUAAUGCCAGAAAGUACAGAUGGGACCAAACCAGAACAUGGAAUUCAAAUCCACUGAGGUUUGAAACCAGAUCUAAAUCCAGCUUUUUUUGGCUUGGACCUAUCUCUACCCAAAACUUGUUUUAUGAACUCACUGUAAAAGGGUUUAUUGAAAGCAUUGAGAGGUGGAGCAGGAGGAGAGAUGUAAUUUUUUUCAAGAUGACUGAAAGUUCUCAUACAGCUGAUGUUUUAGAAAUAGUGCAAAUAUCAAGAAGUGCUUCCUUGCUACAAUGCUGAAUGUUGGAGCUUCAGUUACAAAUAAAUAAAUAAAUAAAAAUUAACAAAAAAAUAUGAAAAAAAAAAAAAAGAAACUAGAAGCAAGCAAGUAAUUUAGCUGAGUUUGUGGAACAUGUGGAAAGGCCUUCCGGAUAAUCAAUUUACUCAGCCAAACAUUUUAUAGCAGAACUAUUCCUUGGAAUUUUUAUGCUUGGGAAAGUAAUUGUUAAACAUUCCAAAAAGUGCUGGCACUUACAAAACAACAACAAAAAAUAAAAUCAACAAGGCAGUAUAAAAUAUCGGUUUUGGGUGGCUAUCUUCAUAAGCAUUGUCAUGUUUUGGAAUGUUCUUUAUCUCUAAGGGCCUGUUAGAAGGUGUAAAGAAUUUUGUUUUCUUCAAUACCUAAUCGUUUUCCAUCUUAUGAUUUGUGUGUGUGUGUUGUACAGCAGUAUAAUUUUUCACUUAUUUAUUCCAUCGGUAGUUAUGGUUUGUACAAUGUACAAUGGUUUCAUUUCAAAAUAAAAUAAAAAAUCACAACAUGAA